Molecule: messenger RNA, 825 nt
Organism: Aspergillus steynii IBT 23096
Lineage: Eukaryota; Fungi; Ascomycota; Eurotiomycetes; Eurotiales; Aspergillaceae
Product: class I SAM-dependent methyltransferase
Exons: 1
Coding region: 1-825 (274 amino acids)
Molecular function (GO): methyltransferase activity
Source: RefSeq, a predicted model, not a curated record
AUGACCGAAUCUCACGCCAACCUGAUCCAGUCGAUUUACGACGAACGGAGCACCAAAUACGACGACUCAUUUCACGGCCUCCUAGCAGACGACUACAUUCGCUUCGCGGACCCAAAAGAGGGCGAAUAUGUGCUGGAUCUAGCAUGCGGCACGGGCCUAGUAACCAUACCAGCCGCCCAGCGCGUCGGAAACGCAGGCCAUGUCGUAGGCAUUGAUAUCAGCGACGGCAUGCUAGAUGUGGGCCGACGAAAGGCCGAGAAGCAGGGUCUCGACGUUCCUUUCAUUCAGCACGACAUCUCAGACCUCAACGGACUAGAACUUCUCCCCGUCGGCUCUCAGGGCUUCGACUUGAUCACGUGUGCUGCGGCUUUGGUGCUUCUCCCUGAUCCGCCUGGUGCGAUCAGGCAUUGGACGACGCUGUUGAAGCCGGGCGGACGGCUCGUCAUCGACGUUGCGGCGAAGGAUGUCAACGUGCCGAGUAGGCUGUUUUCGCGGAUUGGAGAACAGCUGGGUAAGACGCUGCAGUGGGAUCAGAGCUGGGUGCAGUCGGAAGAGUCUCUGGCCAAGCUAUUGCGGGAUUCGGGAUUGAUGGUGGAGUCUGUGUUCAUGACGAAGACGUACCAGGUGCGGGAGUACACUGUUCAGAAAGCAUCUGAGACGUUUGAACAGGCGGUUGCGAGCCCCAUGUAUAGAAACUUUGGUGAGCCUUCGGUGCGGGAGGAAGCGAGGAGAUUGUUUGUGGAAGUAUUCAAAGAGGAAGCAGGUGCUGAAGGAGUCUUGUUGGAUGAGGCCAAGAUGUAUAUGGCUGUUGGUUACAAGCCAUGA